Messenger RNA from Plasmopara halstedii, 153 nucleotides. RefSeq lists its product as uncharacterized. The transcript is spliced from 2 exons. NCBI's taxonomy places the organism in Eukaryota, Oomycota, Peronosporomycetes, Peronosporales, Peronosporaceae. The coding region runs from base 1 to 153 and encodes 50 amino acids. The record is from RefSeq and is a predicted model, not a curated record.
AUGCGAAUUGUGUUUCGCAUGUACCAUGCCGCUACGAAAGUUGGCCGUCUUUAUCGCAAUGCGCGCUUCAUUAGCUGGAUAUUCCCAGUUGACAUUCUUGAAUCGUUUCAGCUAGUCGAGGUAAAGGUCGACAAGACACCAAUUUUGCUUUAA